Metarhizium acridum CQMa 102 is the source of this 753-nucleotide messenger RNA. NCBI's taxonomy places the organism in Eukaryota, Fungi, Ascomycota, Sordariomycetes, Hypocreales, Clavicipitaceae. The record is from RefSeq and is a predicted model, not a curated record.
AUGAGGAAAAGUUGUCGCUUAGCUCGGGAAGUACUUGAUAUCGCGGCGGCUGCCGCCAAACCUGGUGUUACAACUGACUACAUUGACGAGGUGGUUCACAAGGCGUGUGUCGAGAGAAAUUCAUGCUGUACCUCAGUAAACGAAGUUAUUUGCCACGGAAUUCCUGACCAGCGAGUCCUCAUUGAUGGAGACAUUCUCAAUAUCGAUAUUUCGCUCUUCCAUGAAGGCUACCAUGCUGAUCUGAACGAGACAUACUACAUCGGCGACAGGGCCAAGGCAGACCCUGAUAAUGUGCGAGUUGUCGAAGCAGCUCGGGAAUGCCUUGAGGAGGCCAUCAAAGCUGUCAAGCCUGGCGUCCUCAUCCGCGAGUUUGGCAACAUUAUCGAAAAGCAUGCGAAAAAGAAAAAUUGUAGCGUCAUUAGGACUUACUGCGGACACGGCAUCAACAAGCUUUUCCACUGUGCCCCCAAUGUGCCUCACUAUGCUAAAAACAAGGCCAUUGGCGAAUGUAAACCCGGCAUGACCUUUACCAUUGAGCCGAUGAUUGCGCUCGGCAAGUAUCGUGAUAUAACCUGGCCGGAUAAUUGGACCAGCACGACCAUCGAUGGGAAACGAACUGCUCAAUUCGAGCACACUCUCUUGGUUACGGAAGAUGGAGUUGAGAUAUUGACGGCGAGGAGGGAUGACUCACCUGGUGGUGCGUUGCCCAUGCCAGAGCCAGAAGGGUCAAAUGGGAAGGCUGCAGAUGCUUGA